UCAGACUCCAAGGUGAUAUUGCUGUUCUUCUUGUUUGGUCUCUCUCUGGCUGCUGUGGCUCCUUCAGACAAACAGGAGAUGAAGCUCCAGCGGGGCGGCUGUCCCCCGUUCUGGUUCAGCUUCAAUGAGCGCUGCUACAAGUACGUCGCCACCUUGAUGACCUGGGCUGAUGCAGAGCAGCACUGUGUGACCCAAGGAGCCAACCUGGUGUCCAUCCACAGUCUGGCAGAAGAGAACUUUGUCAAAAUGCUGAUCAGAAACUUUGAUCACGCUGAGGGAGCCAACUGGAUCGGACUGUCUGACGCUCAGAAGGAUGGAACAUAUUUCUGGUCUGACGGGUCCAGAUUCAACUUCAAGCUGUGGAAUGCAGGAGAACCAAAUAAUAACGAAGGACCUGAACCCUGUGUGCACACCAACUCUGGCCCAUCCAAGGGAUGGAACGAUAAAGUGUGCACAGACAACUACUCCUCUGUUUGUAAAGCUCGCCUGGAUUCGCAAUAGCUAACAAUAUGUUUUUUAGAAUUAUAAAACCUGGCUGCCAUGAGCAUGUCUUUAUAUCCUCUAAUUUUGUAAGAUUUUUAUAAGAGCUUUAUGAAAGGCUUGAUCUUCUAAACAA
Molecule: messenger RNA, 616 nt
Organism: Xiphophorus maculatus (southern platyfish)
Lineage: Eukaryota; Metazoa; Chordata; Actinopteri; Cyprinodontiformes; Poeciliidae
Product: ladderlectin-like
Exons: 1
Molecular function (GO): signaling receptor activity
Source: RefSeq, a predicted model, not a curated record